CACAGCUCCCCCUUCCCUGGCCCUGCGUCGAGAUCCAGACCUCCCGCGCACACCGGACCGGAGAAGAAGAAGAGAUCAGAAAGCAAUGGCGGCGGCGCCGGACGGACUCUUCGGCCUCCGCAACAGCUUCCAUGUGGGCGCGUACCAGGCCGCCAUCACCGGCAGCCAGUCCGCCCCCUCGCACGCGCUCUCCCCGGACGAGGUCGUCGAGCGCGACGCACUCCUCUACCGCUCCUACAUCGCCCUCGGCUCCCACCAGCUCGUCAUCGACGAGAUCGGGCCGCGCGCCGCCACGCCGCUCCAGGCCGUCAAGCUGCUCGCGACGUAUCUCAUAUCCUCCGGGAACAAGGAGUCGGUGAUCUCGAAACUGAAAGAGCUCCUUGGGGAUGCGGCGGUGGGGAGCAACCCGAUCCUCCGGCUGGUCGCCGGGACUGUCUUCAUGCAUGAACGGGAUUACGCUGAAGCUCUCAAGCACACGAAUUCCGGUGGGAGUAUGGAACUGCUGGCGCUGAAUGUUCAGAUAUACCUCCUGAUGAACAGGCCCGAUCACGCAGAGAAGCAGCUCAGGGUCAUGCAGCAGCUGGACGAAGACCACACACUGACGCAGCUCGCCAACGCGUGGGUAAACCUUGUCAUGGGUGGCUCCAAGAUCCGAGAAGCGCACCUCAUCUUCCAAGACUUCUCGGAGAAGUACCCGGCGACUUGCAUGAUUCUCAGAGGGAAAGCCCAGUGUUUGAUGCACAUGGGCAAAUUUGAAGAAGCAGAGGGCUUGCUGCUGGAAUCACUGAACAAGGACGCCAAGGAUGCAGAAACACUUGCCAACCUCAUCGUGUGCAGUCUUAGUUUGGGUAAACCUGCAUCUCGAUACCUCAACCAAUUGAAGCUAGCGCAUCCCGAGCACAUGCUGGUCAAGCGGAUGUCUUCUGCUGGAGACAGCUUCGACAGAGCCUGCCAAGAGAUGACAUGAGUUUUGUUGUAUUUUUGUUAUAAACCUGUAAGCUGGAUAAACCAAAGUAGCACUGGUCUCAGUCACAGGAGCCAAAUUCAGCUAAUAAUGAUGGUCGACGAACAUGCUACGCACGCUUCUCAAUAACAUUUUUUCUUCAGAACGGGCGCUCGUUCUAGCUA
Messenger RNA from Brachypodium distachyon (stiff brome), 1128 nucleotides. RefSeq names its product coatomer subunit epsilon-2. Gene Ontology annotation, molecular function: protein binding; structural molecule activity. Gene Ontology annotation, biological process: retrograde vesicle-mediated transport, Golgi to endoplasmic reticulum; endoplasmic reticulum to Golgi vesicle-mediated transport; intra-Golgi vesicle-mediated transport. Gene Ontology annotation, cellular component: COPI vesicle coat. NCBI's taxonomy places the organism in Eukaryota, Viridiplantae, Streptophyta, Magnoliopsida, Poales, Poaceae. The coding region runs from base 86 to 967 and encodes 293 amino acids. The transcript has 6 exons. The record is from RefSeq and is a predicted model, not a curated record.